GCUAUCUGCAGCUAUCUAGUCUCCUUGACUCAGGCCAAACACCUCGAGGCUCUUGAAGAGGGAUACAACCUGCGUAGAUGCCUCUGUGCAACGGGAGCGCUCCGCUCGAUUUCUCCGAGUCCUGCGUACGCUUGACAUGGGCUGCUCUUUUCCCUGCUGUCGUCGCUGCUCUCCUCUGCUUAACAUUCGUACCUCUCCCCGCCUUCGCCAAGGAGUAUGCAUACAGCGCCUCCAACCCGUUUGCGCGAUUCAUCACCCUUCCCGAGGCUGAGGCUCUCGCCGCAGGAACGUCUUACGCACCUCAGGCUCAGGCAGACAUCACCAGCUCGGAUGCAGCCGGCGCGACAGCUCUUUCGGGAGUAGCUCUUUGGCGCACGCUGGUGCUCUCGCUGCUUGCCACCCUCGAAGCUCUCGCAUGGCUUGCCAUUGAGGCAUCCAUACUUGUAAUCCCCACUUCGCGCGACGGCGUUUACACCAGUGUCUUGAUCGGCCUCCUUGCAUCCUCAUGGGUGUACGCAGCCGUCGUGCCCGCAGCGCGUCCUCACGCGACCGUGCACUAUGACCUCUUCACACUUUACCUCGUGCACUUUGCGUGCGGCGUCAUUCUUCUCGGUGGAACCAUCUACGAACACAAGAUACGCCAUGUACCGUUGCCGCUGCCUUACGGGCUCGCAGCUAUGAUCGCCAACUUGCUUAUUGUAAUGGCGUUGCUUGUGACGGUAAUGACAAUGCCGAUGGGGAUCCCAAGUGCAGCGGUCAGACCGGAAGACAUAGGAACGAAGUUGUCGGCAGAAGAUUACACGACUCUUCUUGGUUGGGUUAGCUAUUCAUGGGUCUUCCCGCUUAUUCGAAAGGGCUCUACAACGACGUUGUACGAAGAUGAUGUGUGGGACCUCAGCCCGACAGUGCAGUCGCGUCCAGUCUUUUCCCGCUUUGAUGAUCUUUCCCAAAAGUCUUUGCUUCGCCAUCUUUGGCAAGCGAACUCGUUGGAUAUCAUCAUGGACACCAUAGGAGCUGUCACCAAGAUCACCCUCAAGUACACGUCUCCUUUCUUCCUCAAGCGGAUCCUGGAUUCCGUGGCAGAGCCGACCCCGGAGAACCACGCCCGGGCGUUCGUUUAUGCCCUUCUGGCGUUUACAUCCACGCUUCUCAGGGGCCAAGUCGAAGCACAGCAACGCUGGGUCGGCCAGCGCGCCGCGGCGCGUAUCCGUGUCGAACUCAUGGCGGCGGUAUAUAACAAGGCGCUCAAGCGCGUGGACUAUUCCGGCAUCGUCGACAAGUCAAAGCUGGAAAGGCGUAGUGCGGACGGGAACACGAAGAAAGCGGAGAAGGAAGGGGACGAGCCGACGGCGGGAGCGGACGUGGGCAAGAUUGUGAAUCUUAUGGCUGUCGAUACAAAUAGGGUUGCGGUGAUGAUGUCCAUGCUGUACAUCUUAUAUGGAGCGCCCAUCGAAAUCGUCGUCGCGAGCAUCUUCCUAUACAACAUUCUCGGCUGGUCCGCCUUCACCGGCUUCGCAGUCCUCGUCGUCGCCUGGCCGCUGAGCUCGUUCGUCGCCAAGCGGCGCGUGCGCAUCCAGAAAGGCGUCUCCGCGUCACGCGACCGGCGCAUGGGCAUCCUCAACGAGCUCCUUGGCGCCGUGAAGUUUAUCAAAUUCUUCGCGUGGGAGGAACGGUGGAUCGACAAGACGAUGCGCGCGAGGGCGGAGGAGAUUGGUUGGAUUGUGAAAGCGCGGAUCAAUUCGGUGUUCUUCUCGAUGAUCUGGACGUGUGCACCGAUUUUUGUUUCGUUUGUUUCGUUCAUGGUGUAUGUGUCGCUGGGAAAUGAGUUGACGGUGCCAGUCGCGUUCACGGCUAUUGCGUUGUUCAGCAUGAUUCGUCUUCCUAUGAACUCUCUACCUAGCUUCUUGAUUCAGUUCUUGCAGACCCUCGUUGCCAUUCGCCGCCUAGAGACGUUCCUCAAUGAAGAAGAGGUCUCCGCCCAAGUCUCUUCUCUCAAGCAAACAGAAGAGUCUCUCGCCGCUGAGAACGCCAUAGAGGGCCUCGGCAUUGAGAACGGCUCGUUCACGUGGAAUGCGGUUCCGAACAAGCCCGAGGAGGACUCGACCGACAAGAACGCUAAGAACGGCAAGAAAACGAAGCACGGAAAGGACGUAUCGAGGGGCACGGUCUCGACUAUGUACAGCCAGCCGUCUACGAGCAAUGUGGGGUCGACGACGCUCGCGGACUCUGAAUCGGCGAGGAGCGCGAGUACGAGUGGAUUCGAAGACCAUCGGUUUGAGCUUCAAGAUAUCAGCGUACGCUUUCCCGAGGGACGGUUGAGUGUUAUCACCGGGCCGACGGCGAGUGGGAAGACGGCGUUGCUCAUGGCCCUCCUCGGCGAGAUGACGCUCACCCAGGGUAAACUGCUCAUGGCGAAGAACACGCGGCGCGUCGACGGGCACGGUUACAUGCACUCGUUCUCGUACGCGGCGCAGAUGCCGUGGCUCCGGCACCAGUCGAUCAGGGAUAACAUUCUGUUUGGGUAUCCGUACGACGAGGAGCGGUAUAAUGAUGUUGUCGAGUGCUGUGCGCUCAAGCCGGAUUUGGGUAUUCUGGAGGACGGAGAUGCGACGGAGAUUGGGGCGAGGGGUGUGAGUUUGAGUGGGGGGCAGAAGGCUCGCGUUGCACUGGCGAGAGCGGUGUAUGCGCGGUCGAAGUAUGUGAUUUUGGAUGACCCGCUGAGUGCAGUUGAUAGUCACACCGCUCGCUUCCUAUACGAGAGGCUGUUGUGUGGGCCGCUGCUAGCUAAUCGUACAGUCAUCCUUGUUACCCAUCAUGUCGAGCUUGUCUUACCGGGAACUCACUACCUCGUCCGAAUGCUUGACGGUAGAAUCGAUACACAGGGCACUACCCAGGAACUCCGUGCCCAAGGUAUUCUGGAGGAGAUUGCACAAGAUUCCGCUGCUGAGCUCAAGGAAGAAGGGCCUGUCGUAGCCUCAGAAGCUCCCGCCGAUGCACCAGCUGUUGCUGCGGCCGAAGACGAGCAAAAUCCUGAUGAAGCUAACAGGAAGCCAAGAAAACUCAUCAAGGAAGAACAUCGCGAGGAAGGCGGCGUCAAGUGGGCGAUUUACAAGGCUUAUAUUAAGGCUUCGUCAUACUGGACCUGGAUCAUACUAUCCACUCUGAUCGUCAUUAUGCAGGUCAUCAGCGUUGCAGAGAGAUUGUGGAUCCGCGAGUGGGGUGCAGCUUACGGUACCAAUGUGUCCCAGCCCACUUCGUACGGCCAUGCAUCCAUGGCGCUGGUUGAUAAUGAGGCUGCGUACGGCGGGGUCGUGUUCUACGCACACCAGCUUAGCCAGAACAGUCCCUAUCAGGUUCACGCCCAAGUUUCUCCUGUUGAAGCACAGGCUCUUCCAGAUGCACACAUUCACCCGCUCUUCUACGUCGGAAUCUACGGUCUCAUCGGGCUCUCCUCAGCGUUCGUCCUGAUCAUCGCCGUCCUGGUACAAUACACCGGCGCGCUGCGCGCCUCGCGUCUCCUGUUCCGGCGGCUGCUCGUGGGCGUCGUGCGCGCGACGAUGCGCUGGCACGAUGUCACCCCGACGGGUCGGAUGCUCAACCGGUUCGGCAAGGACAUCGAGACGAUCGACGACAGUCUUGCGAACUCGCUCACGUCGGUGACCCAAUCGCUCGCGACGUUCGCUGCGGCCGUUAUCACGAUUGCCGUGUUCUUCCCGAUUUUCUUGCUUCCAGCUGUGGUGCUCGGAUAUGUGUACUACGUGCUUGCGCUCGGGUAUCUGAGCACGACGAGGGAUCUGAGGAGGAUGGAGAGUAAUUCGCGGAGCCCGAUUUUCUCGGGCUUUGGGGAGCUGUUGGAGGGGAUUGUUACGGUGCGCGCGUUCUCUGCCGAGGGGUGGUUCAUGGAUGGGCUGCACGCAAAGAUCGACGUCACAAUCAAGAUGUGGUACAUGUUUUGGAUGUCGAAUCGUUGGCUGAUGCUGAAUCUCGACUACCUCGGCGCCCUGGCGGUCCUGAUAACGACGCUCUUCACGCUCUCGGGCUGGGUGGACGCUGGUAUUGCCGGCAUUUGCAUCACGAGUGCGAUAACGUUUACGGAUAGUGUGUACUGGGCGUGCCGGUUCUGGAGCGGUCUUGAGCUCGAAUUAAACUCUGUGGAACGCCUUGUCGAGUAUCUCGACCUUCCCCAGGAGCCUCCUGCCAUCAUCGAGACGAGCCGUCCCCCGGCGUACUGGCCCUCGAGCACCGGAUCGUCGGAUCUCAUCUCGGUGGAGGAUCUUGUCGUCAAGUAUGCACCUGAACUGCCACCCGUGUUGCGUGGCGUUUCAUUUACUCUUAAACCGAGGGAGCGAGUCGGGCUGCUUGGGCGCACUGGUAGCGGAAAAUCGACGCUUGCCAUGAGCAUCUUGCGUUUCGUGGACCCUGCUAGCGGGCGUAUCGUCAUAGAUGGCAUCGAUAUCUCGAAGAUUGGUAUUCAUGAUCUUCGUUCGCGCAUAACGUUCAUUCCUCAGGAUGCUACCCUCUUUUCCGGGACUCUUAGAGAAAACCUAGAUCCGUUCAAUGAACACGAAGACACUGAAUGCCUCGACGUUCUCUACCGCGUCCGGAUGAUCUCAGAGAGUGCUUACCAAUCCCAACGAACAUCCCGAAUGCCCUCUCGCGCGUCGUCUUCCCAAAGCACUCCUUUCGAUGACACCGCUUCAUCCGUCGUCUCCACGUCUCCCACCGACCUAGACACCAAAACGAAGAUAUCGCUGGACACCCAGGUUUCCGCAGGCGGAACAAACUUCUCACAGGGCCAGCGACAGCUAAUCGCUAUGGCGCGUGCUUUACUGCGCAGGAGCUUGAUCAUCGUACUCGACGAGGCCACAAGUAGCAUCGACUUUGAGACGGACGCGAAGAUCCAAGCGACGAUCCGCGAGGAGUUUACGGAUUCGCUGCUGCUCACCGUGGCGCACCGCCUGCGCACGGUUAUUGACUACGACCGGCUGGUUGUGCUCGAACAAGGCGAGAUCGCCGAGUUCGACACGCCGUUGAAUUUGAUACGGAAGGAGAAUGGGAUCUUUAAAACGAUGUGUCUUAAGAGCGGGACGUUUGCCGAGCUGGAGGCGGCUGCGAAGGCGAAGGUCGAGCGAGACCAGAACGCUGGUCAGGCUUGAUGUUCCGGGCUUGUUGAUAAACCUCUCUAAUCGUUCCGACCGGACUUAUGCUAUCUUCCUUUAUGUGUAUGUGUCUUGGUUGAUUAGUUUGUAUGCGUUUAACGGCAGUACACGGGAAAC
Messenger RNA from Coniophora puteana RWD-64-598 SS2, 5276 nucleotides. RefSeq names its product multidrug resistance-associated ABC transporter. Gene Ontology annotation, cellular component: fungal-type vacuole; membrane. Lineage: Eukaryota; Fungi; Basidiomycota; Agaricomycetes; Boletales; Coniophoraceae. The coding region runs from base 78 to 5156 and encodes 1692 amino acids. Gene Ontology annotation, molecular function: ATP binding; ABC-type peptide transporter activity; ATP hydrolysis activity. The transcript has 26 exons. The record is from RefSeq and is a predicted model, not a curated record. Gene Ontology annotation, biological process: transmembrane transport.